AAAGCCAAGUGCGCUGCGGGGCGGGCGGUGCUCGGUGCUUCGCCCCCGCCGCUGGGAAGCGACCUUAGACCGGAGAGGGGAGGACGGACGGACAGACACACACCCCCCUGCGAGCCGGUGCCACCCCCUUCUCCCCCCCCGGUGCCACGCCACGCGCGGAGCUCCGCAGCAUCUCCAGCCCUCUCUGCCCCGAGACCACCGGCGAUGGAGCCGCUUCCCCGGGGGCCCUGGCCGCUGACCUGCCUGGUGCUGCUCUCCCUGCCAGGUGUGGGUGCCCAGGCAGGUCAGGACUUCAAGCUGCAGCAGCCCCAGGACAAAGUGUCAGUGACAGCGGGGGAGACGCUCACCCUGAACUGCACCACGUCUGGAGACGGUCCCAUUGGUCCCGUGAAGUGGCUGAAGGGCUGGGGCAGUGAGAAUGAGACCAUUUACGACCAGACGGGCACCAUCCCUCGUGUGACGAGGGCAGUGACUGAGUCCGACACAGACUUCACCAUCCACAUCAGGGAUGUUCGCCCCAAGGAUGCCGGCACCUAUUACUGCGUGAAGUUCGGCAAGUCACUGCGUGGUAUUUCGGUGUUUCAGCGUGGGAAUGGCACCGAGGUGUCCGUGUACGCCAAACCCAGCAUCCCGGAGGUGUUUGGGCCAGAGACCAGAGCGGGGCCGGGGCAGUCGGUGCCUUUCACCUGCACGGCCGGAGGGUUCUUCCCCAGAGAAAUCACUGUGAAAUGGCUCAAGGACGGGGCGCAGAUCUCGGCUCAGCAGCCGCAGGUCACCCCUGGGCAGACGAAAUCCUCCUACAACGUGUCCAGCACCGUGUCGGUGACGCUGCAGGAGGGCGACGUCCGCUCGCAGCUCGUGUGCGAGGUGCAUCACCCCACGCUGCCGGCCCCGCUGCGGGGCAGCUUCCAGCUCAGCCGAGCCCUGCGAGUUCCCCCCAGCGUGCAGGUGGUGGCCGACCCGCCGAGCCCCGUCGAGGUGAACAAGACGGUGAACUUCACGUGCCACGUGAAGGGCUUUUACCCGGGAGACGUGGCCGUCGCCUGGCUGGAGAACGGGAUGGAGAUGAGCGUGGGGAGCACCCCCCCGCCAUCGGAGACCCCCCGGGGCUUGUUUGAGCUGCGGAGCCUGGUGGAGGUGCAAGCGACGGAGGAGAAGAACGGGUCUGUGUUCACCUGCCGCGUGGUGCACGACGCCCAGGACCCCGUCAGCGGGACGGGCACCCUGCGGAUCGCUGCUCCGGCCAGGGAUGGGCUGAGCGGCCGCUCCCAGAGCGAUAACGAUAAUUUGGUCCUCAUCUACAUCGUGGUGGGGGUGGUCUGCACUGUGCUGGCGCUGCUGGUAGCUGCAGUUCUUUACCUCAUCAGAGCAAAGCAGAGCAAGGCAGGUAAAAGCUCACCAUCAGCUAGGUUACAUGAGCCGGAGAAAAGCAGCGAGGCCAAUACCCAGGAAUCUGACCCCAACAACCUGACCUAUGCGGACCUGAACUUCGACAAAGAGAGGAAAACGGUCCGUCGGAUGGUGGAGGUGAGCCAGCAGUCGGAGUACGCCUGCAUCCAGAGCAGCCGGGCGCCCAAUGGCGACGACAACCUCACCUACGCCGACCUGGACAUGGUGCACCUCAGCAAGGCGCCCCGGCGGCCGGCUCCGCGCCCCGAGGAGGCCGGCUCUGAGUACGCCAGCGUCCAGAUCCUGAGGAAGUGAGCAGGGCUGCAGCGGGACCCCUGUGUCAUGGGGAGCCACCCUGCUCCUUCCCGGGAGGAUUUUCUUGGAAGCACCGAGAGCGAUGUGAAGAUGCGCUGCGGUACCCAUGUUUUGGGAUGGAAAUGGAGCCCACAACACUGUAGGGGUUGGCUCCCAUCCGCGGAGACCUGAUUUUGGGGGGCAGCUUGGUCCCGGGGCUGCUGGCUCCAUCCCUUCGGGAUCCCCCCAUAGUCAUGAGGACCACUCAGCCUCGGAGUGCUGGGAUUGCCCGUGAGUGGGUUAAUCCAGUGGAGCAGCGACAGUGCCUCCAUGCCAGCUCCCAUGGGAAUGCCACUGCUGCCCUGACCCCGCAGGGAUGGGCUGGAGCCCCUGCGCUGCCUUCUGGGGCUCUGCUGCCUGGAAACCAAACUGGCUUUAAAGGAAGGACCGGAGCAUCCGCAUCUCUCUUCCCAAGUGUCCCUUCUGCGGGACCUCGGUCUCGCCCCAAGGCCAAUGAUGCUGGGAAGGCCGGCGAGCUGAGCCCCCCACUGCAGGCUUCUGCCCAUCAUGCUGCCCAGGGAGGCUCCAGGUAUGGCCCCCCGGCACCGAGCAUCCUCUUCAUCCUCCUCUUCAUCUCCCUCUGCACAGCCUUGCCCUGCCCCGGCACCCACCAGCGCUGCCCCAGGCUUGUACAACGCGUGCAGCUCAUCCCCGGCCGGGCUGCGGGUGCCCCCCCCAGCCUGGCUCCCCCCGGGAGCUCCCCGCAGGUACCGUGUAACAUGUUUUGACUGUUUGACAUGUAACUGUUAAUUUUUAGAGCUAAACCCCAAUGUUUCGUGUUGUACGUGGGUGUUCUGCUGUGUACUUAACACUAGAAUUAAGAUGUGCAAAACGAAGACCGAGGCCUCAGUAAAGACCCCUAAACCCCACAGAGUUUUAAAGAGACUUACACAACCCCUCCCCGGCUCUGAACGGGGGCCAGGCAGGCUCCCCCCAGCCCAUCCGUGAGGACCAGUGUCUUCCAUGUGCCCUUUCCCUAGGCCAAUACACACAGCCACCAACCCUGCGUUGGCUCCCACAGCACCCGGGUGGCCUUGCAGCAUGGGGCUGGCCCCCUAUGGUUGCUGGUGGGGUGGCUGGAGGGGCUGGUGAUGCUUUGAGAACGGUGUGACUGCUUGUACAGACUUUUUUGGUUUCCUCUUUUUGCUUGCGAGAUAUUUUUAUAAUAAAAGUGAAAAGUCCUGUGCUGCUCCCCCCCA
Strigops habroptila (Kakapo) is the source of this 2942-nucleotide messenger RNA. Its product is annotated as tyrosine-protein phosphatase non-receptor type substrate 1-like. The record is from RefSeq and is a predicted model, not a curated record. Lineage: Eukaryota; Metazoa; Chordata; Aves; Psittaciformes; Psittacidae. Gene Ontology annotation, cellular component: plasma membrane.